Messenger RNA from Gopherus evgoodei (Goodes thornscrub tortoise), 2583 nucleotides. Its product is annotated as pro-interleukin-16-like. Gene Ontology annotation, biological process: induction of positive chemotaxis; leukocyte chemotaxis. Gene Ontology annotation, molecular function: cytokine activity; CD4 receptor binding. Lineage: Eukaryota; Metazoa; Chordata; Testudines; Testudinidae. Bases 543 to 2408 code for a protein of 621 amino acids. The transcript is spliced from 7 exons. The record is from RefSeq and is a predicted model, not a curated record.
GGCUCUGUCGAGAAGGGAAGCCGUGGCGGCUUGUCCCAGGCCCAGCGGAAGCAGGCGGGCAGGAAGUCGCCCCUGCACCUUGCUGUGCUGCUCGCAGAGAGUGGGGGGGGCCCUGCCUUUCUAACCCAGAGGCUGCUCAGCACCCCACGUGCACAGCAACGGCCGAGCAAGACCCUCUUGCGGCUCCGGCCGCUUGGCGGCGCCCAAGUCAGGGAGGGUACAGCAUCAGCUGACUGCCACCCCCAGGGCUGGGGCUCUUCUGCAGGGUCCAGGAGGGACGCAGCAGCCCAGGGCACCCCACGGUCAGAUCAUCUCCUCAGUCGCUGUCCCGGUCCAGGUGGGCGAGGCUGGGAGGCUUCAUCACUCUGGGAAGAAGCCCAGUGCAUGGGGGAGCAUCCCCCCAGGAUGGACAUGCCAGGAUUGGCUGGGGGAAGCUGACAGAUCCAGCAGGACCAGCUACGAGGGAUCCAGUGGGAUCAGCUGGGGAUCCCCCAGCCGCCCCGUGGGACACGGACUUGUAGCUUCCUCACCUGCUGCUGGGAAUGGAGCCAGUCGCUGCCCAGACCCCCCACCUGGGCCCUGGCCAACCACAGCCUAGGAGCUGGGCCACCGCAGCCAGGCCUUGGCGAGCUGGGAGCUGUGACAGCCCACAGGGGCCGGGGCUCUCCCCGCGUUUCCAAGUGAGGCCCCUGCAGGAGGCGUCGGCCCAGAGGCCCCUUGACCUCCCGAGCCUCAGCCUGCAGGAGCGGAUCAGGUUCUUCCAGAAGAACUUGGCCGCAAGCGAGGAACCUGCCCCCCGGCGUCUCCAGCCCCCCAGCCCCAGGGCCUGGGGGAGGGGGGGCCAGGAGCUGAGGUCCAGUGGCAGGGUCUGGCCGCCCCGCAGGAGUGAGGAGAGAGUCCCGUCCAGCAGGGACCCAGCCCUGCGCCCCAGCAGCUCCGGGCCCCCUGCCCGGAUGGAGCCAGCUGGGGAAAUGCAGCCUCCCCCCGUCAGGGGCAGGGGCAUCAGUGUGGGGCCAGGCUGCUCCGUCAGGCAGCAGGUUCGCUCCUUUGAGCUGCGCUUCGGGGCGAGCCAGGCUUCCUGUGCGGCUGCUGCCCCCCGGGGCAGAGGCAGGCUGACGGGCAGGCAAAGCCAGGCAGGCUGGAGCAGGGAGCUGGAGCCAUGGCCCCCUGGGAAAGGGCAACAACUCUCAGCCCUGCCAGCCAGGCUGUGCCUGCCGCAGCCGGAGCCACCAGCCCCUGAGCAGCCCCAGGGGGGCAGGAGAGCAGGAGCCAGGGCCCCGGGGCUGCCCCAGACAGAGCCACCGGCCCCUGAGCAGCCCCAGGGGGGCAGGAGAGCAGGAGCCAGGGCCCCGAGGCUGCCUUGGACCCCCACAGAUGCCAGCAGACCCAAGGCGGCCUGGGGGGAAGGUCCAGCUGGUGAGGGGCUGCCAGGGGCCGGGCCUGCUGGGGGGCCUUCCCAGAGUCACCUGCCCAGGUGCAGCCCCUUGACAUCCUCCCCGCUCCCCACAGAGGCCAGGGCCCCAAAGCUGCCCCCGGCCCUGCCCCCUGCCCCCUGGGGCCUGGGGGAGUCCAACGGGGACGACUCUGACUCCACAGAGUCCUCACUCACCCAGCUGGACGGCAGGAGCUUCGCCCUCAGCGUGGCCGAGCUGAGGGAGUUUGGCCUGGACGAGGGACACUCAGCAUCACUGAACUCCAGCCUGUCCGGCCUGUCCAUGAUGUCCCUCAUCCCAGCCCAAGACCUGGAGCAGCUGCUGGAGGAGGUGAAGGGCCUGGGAGAUGAGAGCCAGCAGCACCUCCAGGAGAUCCAGGUGGUCGUGCUGCACAAGGACCAGGGGGCCGGGCUGGGCUUCAGCCUGGCAGGGGGCAGCGACCAGCACAAGAAGGUGACGAUCCACCGCGUCUUUGCCGGAGGCCUGGCCGCCCAGGAGGGCACCAUCCAGCCAGGGGAUGAGGUUGUCUCCAUCAAUGGGCACUCGCUGGCGGGCUGCAGCCAUGGGGAGGCGCUGCAAACGCUGCACCGGGCCCGGACUGCCCGGCAGGCCAUUGUGGUGCUGCGGAAGGGGGGAGUGGAUGGGCUCCCCAACGGCUCCCUCCCAGCACCGGGCCCACAGCCCCCUCCAUCAGCACCAGAUACCAUGGUGAGGCCCGUGCAGGUGGUGAAAGACGCCAACGGGCUCAGAUUCAGCCUGGACGGGGGACGGGGGUCGCUGCAGGGGGACAGGCCACUGACCGUCAAGAAGAUCUUCCAGGGGGGCCCCAAGGACCUUCUGCAGCCUGGGGAUGAGGUGCUCCAGAUCGGGGAGAGGAGCCUGCAGGGGCUGAUGCGGCUCGAGGCCUGGCAGCUCAUCAGGGCCCUGCCCAUGGGACCUGUCCAGCUCCUUGUGAGAGAGAAGGGAAAGCUCUGACAGCCGUGAGAUCUGCACCCAAACUGGACUUCAGCCCCCAACAGCGCCGGCGUCUCCAGAUGGCUGGGGCAGAUACAUGCCUCCCGCAGCACCAGCACAGAGAUGGUUUUCAAUGUGGGGGUCUUGUUUCCUGGGCCUCAGUUUCCCUCUCCAUACAAUGGGGAACAUAAUCCUG